UGGACGCCCGAUUUAGAAAAAUACAUUGACAAUGUCCUAAAAAAAUCCGGAAAACAAUUUAAAAAUGCUACGUUAGUUGAUGUUCCGGACGACCUUUUCCGAUUGUACUGUGAAAAAGUCUUCCUUGAUUUCUACAAUCUAGUUGAUAUUAACCCCACGAUGGACAAAAAGAUAGGCGAACGUAAAUACAUAACUUACCAAAUUUCGUCAAUUUAUAAAUAUUAUGAGAGAACAUUCUUUAACCUCGAUUUCGACUGGAUCGAGUCUCAUGCCCGCUCCGCAAGAAUUACGAAAUCCGUGACAAAUUCAGGAAUUGUCAAGGUAGAUUCCAUAGCGACUAGACAUUACGAUGGAUUAAGUAUAUGGCACAUGGAGGUAGCUGGCGGACCAUGUAACGCGACGGACACACACACCUUGGGCGAUACAAAAAAAACACUCCGUAUGGAUGUGUUAAAUUUAAUUGCAAUAUUGAGAAACCAUUUUGAUUGUAGUGUGGAACUCGCUACAAAAAUAAAAGUUUUUUGUACCCAGGUUGUUGGCACUCGGAUGACUCUCUAUGCACUUAGUAUGCUCCCAGAUGGAAGGUUUAUCUCUUCAGAACUUGCUACCGCAGUAGUCCCUUUUAGCUUCCAUGGCCGGAAUCAGUUCAAAGCUAUCUUCAGGAUGAUGGCUAUUUUUCAUAAUGAAAUAACGAAACAAGAAGAACUUAUGGGCGAGAUUGAUAGAGUUGUACUUCGAUCCAAAGGAACGACAGUUCGACAUGUAUUGAAAAUCCCUGAGGGAUUAUUCGAGUGAGUUUAUGUAUUUAAGUUAGAAUAAUAUAAUAGAUUACCGUAGACAUUAAUUGUUUUAUAAUACAUACACUAACAUUAACGAAUUACUUUUGCUAUCAUUAUAUAUCUUUGCCAUAUAUUUUAAUCUUAGUAUUAAUGCACAAAUAGAUGCUGUUUUGCGUUAUGCUCAAUUAGUGCACUUUCCGUAUAGUAUCAAUGAUUAGAAAACCGAUUAUGAGUUAGUAUUAUUGGGGUGAUGACCGGGAUGUUUUAGUAUAGAAAAUCUUCUGCAAGAUUUAAUCUACAUGUCAUAGCACAUACAUUGUAUCAAGAAUGAU
Messenger RNA from Rhizophagus irregularis DAOM 181602=DAOM 197198, 1111 nucleotides. NCBI's taxonomy places the organism in Eukaryota, Fungi, Glomeromycota, Glomeromycetes, Glomerales, Glomeraceae. The record is from RefSeq and is a predicted model, not a curated record.